AUGGUGAUACGUCAAGUCGAGUUCGAUACUAUUCCGCAUCACCGAAGAUGCCUAGGAAACUGCAAGCAGUUCCUCCCCUACCUUCUCCUUCACAAUUCACUUAUACACAUCAUAAUGGCAACACUAUACUUGCAAAAACACAAGGAACAUCGAUGUCACCAACGCCGCUGGACAAUGAAAAGGUACGAUAUGGUCACGGUCGGUGUUUGUACGGGUCCACUACCUCCAGCAAAGCCUUGCAACGAGUGCACACCAUUACGAAAAGAGUUGCAAGAACUCCUGAAAAGGCUGGCUGUAGCAGAAGCCAAACCUGAGGUGCUCUCUAUUCGGCACACUGACGGACAAAGUGGAGACUAUGGAGGCCUCAAUCGGCGAAGCAAC
Cooperia oncophora is the source of this 381-nucleotide messenger RNA. The record is from the annotation of a GenBank genome assembly. Lineage: Eukaryota; Metazoa; Nematoda; Chromadorea; Rhabditida; Trichostrongylidae.